Messenger RNA from Adelges cooleyi (spruce gall adelgid), 2644 nucleotides. It is a transcript of the gene Prp40, whose product is annotated as pre-mRNA-processing factor 40 homolog B. Gene Ontology annotation, cellular component: U2-type prespliceosome; U1 snRNP. Bases 252 to 2555 code for a protein of 767 amino acids. The record is from RefSeq and is a predicted model, not a curated record. The transcript is spliced from 17 exons. Gene Ontology annotation, molecular function: protein binding; RNA binding. Lineage: Eukaryota; Metazoa; Arthropoda; Insecta; Hemiptera; Adelgidae. Gene Ontology annotation, biological process: mRNA cis splicing, via spliceosome.
CAUAUCCAUAGCCGCCAACUACAACAAAACUUGUAAAAAAUAAUAUAUACUCCAAUAAAUACAUCAAAUAAUAAUCGUCUUAGUAAUUUUAAUUUUUAUAAUUUAAAUUAUUCUCGCGGUACGGUUUUAACUGUUUUUUUUUUUUACAUCUGCCGGACAAAUGUAAAUAUGUUUGUUAACGAGACUGCUUAGCUCGUUGUGUUAUUAAUGUUUUGCUCGUUUUUGUGUUGUUGGAAACCUUGAAGUUUGCAAUGGAUUCUCCAAGUACUAGGGCGACUUCGAUGGUACCGCCACCAGCGUAUCCACCUCCAGCCCAAAUGGGCUUUACACCCGGUGCUAUACCUCCAGGUUUUUUAGCGGCAGCACCGAUGGGUAUUGGUCCACCAGGAAUCCCUCCUCCGUUCAUGCCUCCGUAUAAUAUGAGUAUGCCCGGUGAAAUUGUUGGUGCUCCAGUUACGUUUGCAAAUGCAGUUCCACAAUCAAAAAAUGAUGAAACUAAACCUGCAAGUGAUUGGACAGAACAUAAGGCUCCCGAUGGCCGAUCUUACUAUUAUAAUUCGGUUACUAAACAGAGUUCUUGGGAAAAACCAGAUGAGCUUAAGUCUAAAACUGAGGUUCUCUUAGAUCAGUGCCCAUGGAAAGAGUAUAAGUCAGAUACUGGUGCUAUUUACUACCACAACCUUAAUACGUCAGAAUCUAGUUGGACAAUACCUGCUGAACUCGAUGAGUUGAAAAAAAAAAUUGCUGCUGAACAAGGAAUUAGUCAAGCUCCUCUGAUACAACAGCCAAUAGAAAUUCCAUUGGAAAGAGGAUCCGAUAAUUUAGAUGCUGGAUCAGCGAUGGAUCAAGCAAUGGCGGCUACUUUAGCGUCCAUAGCUGUUCCGGAUGAAGGGAGACCUGUAAAUAAUAUUUCCAGUAAAGGAUCGAAAUCUAAACACCAAGUGCCUGAAGUUCCAAUAUUAAAAAGUAAACAAGAACUUAUAGAAGCAUUUAAAGAUCUUUUAAAAAGAAAAAAUAUUCCAAGUAAUGCAUCGUGGGACCAAACGGUGAAAAUAAUCAGUCGCGAUCCUCUUUAUCCUCAAGUGAAAAAACUCAAUGAAAAAAGACAACUUUUUAAUGCAUAUAAGACUCAAAAACAAAAGGACGAAAAGGACGAGCAUCGGCUAAAAGCUAAGAAGGCCAAAGAAGAUUUGGAAAAGUUUCUAAUGAAAAAUGAAGAUGUUACGUCCAAGACUAAAUACUAUAGGUUAGAAGAAAAAUAUGAACAUUUAGAUAUAUGGAGAAAUGUUUCUGAAAUAGAUCGUCGAGAUGUAUAUGACGAUGUUAUGUUCAACUUGGCUAAAAGAGAAAAGGAAGAAUCCAAAAUUCAGAAAAAGCGUAACAUGAAACAAUUAGCGGCGGUUUUAGACUCGAUGACUAUAGUAGACCAUACGACUACUUUGCAUCAAGUACAAGAAAUGUUGCUCCUCAAUCAAACUUUUGUAAAUGAUCCUCAUUUGUUAGCAAUGGAAAAAGAAGAUGCACUCACUGUAUUCCAAGAUCACAUUCGAGAAUUAGAGAAGGAAGAAGAACACGAUAAAGAAAGAGAAAGGCGACGAAGAAAACAACAGGAACGAAAAAAUCGCGAUAAUUUUGGAAUGUUUUUGGAGGAACUUCACCAACAAGGAAAAUUAACAUCAAUGUCUUUGUGGAAAGAACUCUAUCCAAUUAUAAGCACUGAUAUAAGAUUUUCAGCCCUUCUCGGUCAGCCAGGUUCAACGGCAUUGGAUUUGUUUAAAUUUUACGUCGAAGACCUCAAAUCAAGAUUCCACGAAGAGAAGAAAAUCAUCAAAGAUAUCCUUAAAGAACAUUCAUUUUUUGUUGAUAUUAACACAACCUUCGAAGAAUUUGCUCGAGUUGUGUGUCUGGACAAACAGUCGGAAACUUUGGAUGCAGGAAAUGUAAAAUUGACAUAUCACGGAUUGGUCGAAAAAGCGGAAGCGAGGGAAAAGGAAAGAUUACGAGAAGAAACUAGGAGGCAACGUAAACUAGAAACUGCUUUUCGUGCAUUACUCAAAGAAAUGGAUGUGGAUUACAAAUCUGAUUGGGACGAACUUCGCCCGAAAAUUGAAAACGAUCAAGCAUUUCAAGCUAUAAAUUUAGAGUCUGAAAGACUUCGUAUUUUUAAGGAAUUCCAAGUCGAUACUGAAGAAGUUUGUAAUCAUCACCAUUCUAAAAUGAAAAAAUCGAAAAAAAAUAAGAAACACAAAAAAAAGUCUAGAUCACAAUCAUUGGAAUCCAGUGAUUCAGAUUAUAAGCAAAAAAAGAAAGUCAAAGAAGAUACACCUGAAAUUAGUGAUACUGAAAGUCGAAAACGAAAGUAUAAAAAGUCAAAGAAAAAAAGAUACUCGGAGAGCCCUCGAACUAGAUCACGCUCUAGGUCCCAGAGUUUGAAAAAAAUGGACGUGGAUGAAAUAAAAACCAAGAAAAAUCAUAAAUCCUCUGAACUAAGCGAUGAUGAUUUAGAAGCAAAAAGAAAAGCGUUGCUUGCUCAAUUGCAUGACGAAAUGAAUUAAAUUAAGCAUUUUUAUGUACAUAUUGUCCUAGGUAAUAUGUUUUACACACCAUUUGAUUUAUUUCUUGAAUAAAUUGUAUUAAUUAGUAA